AUGGCGGAUAAUCUAGAGAACCCCGUCCCCUUUUCCGAGCCGCCCUACCUGUGUGGCCUCCCUUCCCCGUACUACACAGAGUCACAUCGCCAGUUCCAAAAGGCCUGCCGCCGGUUCCUAUGGGACAACUUGCUCAGCAACGCCGCCGAGUGGGAAAAGGAAGGGACCGUUCCUGAGCAUGUCUUUGCGACCUUCUGCAAGAGCGGCAUGCUGCUGCCCAAUAUGCCGGCCCCGCUGCCCGUAGAAUGGCUCAAGGAUCUCGGAAUCCACGACAUCCUGGGCGUCAAGGUCGAGGAGUGGGACUAUCUGCACACGGGAAUCUACUGCGACGAGCUGGCCCGCUCCGGCCUAGCCGGCCCAGGAGCCUCGCUGACAGCCGGCUUCGCCUUUGGAAUCCCGCCCAUUGUCAAAUGGGGCAGCAAAGAGCUCAAGCAACGCUUCCUCCCCGAUUUCCUCACCGGCAGAAAACGCACGUGCAUUGCCAUCACGGAACCCGACGCGGGCAGCGACGUGGCCAACAUCACCACCACGGCGGAGAAGACCGCCGACGGCAAGCACUACAUCAUCAACGGAGCAAAGAAAUGGAUCACGAACGGCAUCUGGUCCGACUACACCACCAUGGCGGUGCGCACGGGGGGGCCAGGACGCGCCGGGCUCUCCGUCAUCAUCGUCCCGCUCAAGGGAUACCCCGGCGUGACGAUGCGCCGCCUCCCCGUCGGCGGCCAAAAGGCCGGCGGCACCACCUACAUCGAGCUCGACAACGUCAAGGUCCCCGUGGAGAACCUCCUCGGCAGAGAGGGCGACGGCCUGCGCAUCAUCCUCACAAACUUCAACCACGAGCGUCUCAUCAUCGCCGUGGGCGUCACGCGCCAGGCCCGGACCGCGCUCGCCGCCGCCUUUGAGUACUGCCUCAAGCGGGAUGCCUUUGGCAAAAAGCUCAUGGACCAACCUGUUGUGCGGCACCGGCUGGCCAAGGCCGGCGCCGAGCUGGAGACGAUGAACGCCUGGACGGAGCAGCUCCUCUAUCAGCUGUGCCACCUCUCGUCGCAGGAGGCCGACUUGAAACUGGGCGGCAUCACGGCCCUGGCCAAGGCCAAGUCUGCCAUGGUCUUGAACGAGUGCGCUCAGGUGGCCGUUUUGCUGUUUGGUGGCAACGGGUUUACGGCCUCGGGACAGGGGGCAUUAGUUGAGGCUAUUUACCGAGAUGUUCCUGGUGCUCGGAUUCCCGGCGGCUCGGAGGAUGUGCUUUUGGACUUGGCCGUGCGCCAACUCGUCAAGAUUUAUCAGUUUGGAGGGGCGGCUGCAUUGAAGGGCGCCAAAAUAUAG
This is a messenger RNA of Metarhizium brunneum ARSEF 3297, 1326 nucleotides long. Its product is annotated as Acyl-CoA dehydrogenase apdG. NCBI's taxonomy places the organism in Eukaryota, Fungi, Ascomycota, Sordariomycetes, Hypocreales, Clavicipitaceae. Gene Ontology annotation, biological process: fatty acid beta-oxidation using acyl-CoA dehydrogenase. Gene Ontology annotation, cellular component: cytoplasm. The record is from RefSeq and is a predicted model, not a curated record. Gene Ontology annotation, molecular function: flavin adenine dinucleotide binding; acyl-CoA dehydrogenase activity.